AUGUCCACGCAAACAGAGGUACUCGCCAGGUUUAGAGAAAUCAUUGCAAUUGACGGUUGGGACGCUACAUGGUCAGUGACACCAUGGGAAGAGUUGGAUGGACGAGAGAUCCAACCUCCUUUGCAAAAUAUUAUCGAAUCCGAUAGGGUGGAAUGGCCACGACAAGGUCAAGCGCUCGUCCCAGGCUGUGGAAGGGGUAACGACGCGAGGUUCAUCGCGGCCAGUCUGGGACUAAAAGUUACUGGCAUCGAUAUAUCUCCUACGGCUGUCGAGGCAGCCCAGCAGGAAACUCCCCAGGAGAACGUAUCAUUCCGUGUUGGGGACUUUUUCGCGCCGACAGAUGAGCAGUUCGACUUGAUAUACGAUUACACAUUUUUCGUAGCCCUUCCCCCGCCGAUGCGCCCUGAGUGGGGAAGACAGAUGGCUAAGCUCGUCAAGACUGGCGGAUUCCUGAUUACCUUGGUGUUCCCAAUCGAUCCGCAGGUGGACUUUGGACCGCCUUUUUUCGUGCGGCCAAACCAUUAUGAAGAGGUUCUUGGAUCAGUGUGGGAGAAAGUUAUUGACGAGGUACCCGCUGUGAGUUCAGCCACUCACAUAGAUCAGGAGAGGAUUAUAGUUUGGAAACGCCUCUGA
Molecule: messenger RNA, 633 nt
Organism: Suillus subaureus
Lineage: Eukaryota; Fungi; Basidiomycota; Agaricomycetes; Boletales; Suillaceae
Product: S-adenosyl-L-methionine-dependent methyltransferase
Exons: 4
Coding region: 1-633 (210 amino acids)
Molecular function (GO): S-adenosylmethionine-dependent methyltransferase activity
Source: RefSeq, a predicted model, not a curated record